This is a messenger RNA of Callorhinchus milii (elephant shark), 1583 nucleotides long. Its product is annotated as glycoprotein-N-acetylgalactosamine 3-beta-galactosyltransferase 1-like. The record is from RefSeq and is a predicted model, not a curated record. Gene Ontology annotation, molecular function: N-acetylgalactosaminide beta-1,3-galactosyltransferase activity. The coding region runs from base 141 to 1214 and encodes 357 amino acids. Gene Ontology annotation, cellular component: membrane. NCBI's taxonomy places the organism in Eukaryota, Metazoa, Chordata, Chondrichthyes, Chimaeriformes, Callorhinchidae. The transcript has 4 exons.
CAGAUAAGGUUGCUGAAUUGGGGAAGGUGAUCGCUCAAUGCCUGACUUCCCUACGAAAUUUGAGGAAAGAAAAGAUUCCGUAUAAUUUGACAAGGUCAAAAGUAUGGUCCACUUGUUGAAUUCAACUUGAGGAAGAAAAGAUGCCGAACUUAGGACAUUGCAAGAUGGCAGUGCCAAGGUCUGUGAGUUCCUUCGCCAAUUUUGUCUGUGGGAUAGUGAUUGGAAUUUGUGGCUGUUCCUAUUUUCUUAGUGUAGUCAGGCUACAUGAACCCGCUCGAUUUUCUGUGCACAGAAACCACAGUCUUCACAACUUCCAGUACUACAGUUCGCUUGCCAAAGAACUCGUGAAUUACAGCUUGAGAGCCGAUCGGUCCGAGGCCAAUGAGCUACGAGGCAGGGUGCGAGUCCUCUGCUGGGUGAUGACAGCGCCCGAGAACCUGGAGACCAAGGCCAGGCACGUGAAAGCCUCGUGGGGGAAGCGUUGUACCAUCCUCCUCUUCAUGAGCUCGGAGACCAACCUGGACUUCCCCGCGAUCGGCCUGGAGACCAAGGAGGGCAGGCGGGAGCUGUACCGCAAGACCAUCAAGGCCUUCCAGUAUGUCCAUAAACACUACCUGCACCGGGCAGAGUGGUUCCUGAAGGCCGAUGAUGACACCUAUGUGGUGUUGGACAACCUGCGGCUCCUGCUUUCCAGGUACAACCCUGAUAAGCCCGUUUACCUGGGCAGGCGAUUUGGAAAGUACCUGACAGGCGGCUACAACAGCGGGGGAGCUGGCUACGUCCUAAGCAGGGAGACGCUCAAAAGAUACGUCGCGGCUUUGGAGGAUAAGACCUGCAGCCACACUUCGCACGUUGAGGACAUGGCAUUUGGGAUCUGUAUGAGAAACCUCGGAAUACUGCCCGGAGACACCAGGGACGUGAAUUUAAGGGAGACAUUUUUGCCUCUUACAGUGUUCAGUCACUUGAUCCGGGGUCGUCAAGGCAGGGAGUUCUGGUACUGGGAAUUCAGCUACUACAAAGCUACCGACGGUCCCGAAUGCUGCUCUGACCUGGCCAUCUCCUUUCACUAUGUGGAGCCUGGGUACAUGUACGUCAUGGAGUUCUUUACCUACCACCUUCGGGCCGUGGGUUACAGACACAGGAAAGCCACAGACUUUCCCCCGCUGGAGGGACUGCCACUGCCUAAGCGGGAAGAGCAGCAAAGAGGACGCUGACAAGAUACAAAGCCAUUCAUCGCUGGAUUGAUUUAUUUUGUUCACUCAACGAGAAGCAGGCUUUCACACUGGCUGUGUGUGUGUGUGUGUUGGGUGGGUGGGGGGAUGUGUGUGUGCGUGUAAGAAGGGGGAGCAGAGACCAAAAGCCACACACAUAUCAGUGACUAAAUGGGCAAAUAUCUGACGUACUGUUGGUAUAACAUUUGAUACAACAUCAUCGAGGCGUCUCAAUGCGCUUCUCAGAAUUCACUGCAAAACUCUUGUGGUUGUCGGCAAAUACAACAGCCAGUUUUGUAUGCAGCAAUGUGCCCCACAAGUAGCUGUGAAGUGAACGACCAAUUUUACCUGCGGAAUUGUUGGCCAGGACAC